Molecule: messenger RNA, 1408 nt
Organism: Erigeron canadensis
Lineage: Eukaryota; Viridiplantae; Streptophyta; Magnoliopsida; Asterales; Asteraceae
Exons: 5
Coding region: 135-1268 (377 amino acids)
Molecular function (GO): calcium ion binding
Source: RefSeq, a predicted model, not a curated record
GCUCUCAUAACUCUUAUAGAACACUUCCUAAUUAACUCACACACACACACAUAGUUCCAUCAUAAUUCUCUCUCCCUCACAAGAUUCUCACUACCCUUUUGGUACUUUUUGACUAAAUAAAGAAAAGGAAAUCAAUGGAAGAAGGAUCAGGUGGAAAAAGUGAUUAUGAUCAUCAUGUGACAAAAAGUAGUAGUUGUGUUGGUGGAGAGGUGAUGGACGGUUCAGAUAUAAUGGAGUUGGUUGAGAAUGAAAAGGUAUUUAGUAACUUCAUAGACGAUAAGUUUCAUGAUCUGGAUAUUGAUUGUGACGGUCAGCUUUCCGUUAAAGAGUUACAACCUGCUGUUGCUGAUAUCGGUGCUGCCCUUGGUUUGCCUCCUCAAGGCUCUUCCCCUGAUUCUGAUCAUAUUUACGCUGAGGUUCUUAGUGAAUUUACCCAUGGUAAAGACCGCAAAGUGAGCAAGACCGAAUUUAAGAAAGUUCUUUCAGAUUUUCUAAUAGGGAUGGCUGCUGGAUUAAAGAGGGAUCCUAUCGUUAUUCUACGCAUAGAUGGGGAAGACCUACUAGAAUUCAUUCACAGCCCAAGUUUUGAACCAGAGAUGAUAUCCAUAUUCUCAGAGAUUGAUAUUCAGAAUGGAUCUCUUACUGACUAUAUUAACAAGGCUUUUGAGAAAAUUACAGUAGAUAAAGGGAUGCCUCCAGUUUUAGAUUCCUGGGUUACUAGCAAUAUUAUAACACCAGCACUACAGUUGUGUGGUGUUACUCAAGAGCAGCCGGUUUCCCAAGAGACAUUCUUAGUCGAGUUUAGAAAGGUAGCCGAGAUUGUGGCUCAACGUCUCAAGGAGCAGCCUGUUAUUGUUGCCCACAGUGAGAACACCUUUGAUGGAUCUGGCAUCAGGAGACUCUUAUCUAAUAAGUUUGAGCUGGAAAAGAUUCUAGAUACCGCCGUGAAGUCUAUGCCAAAAGAUCAUAAUGGGAGAAUCUCCAAGGAUUGUCUGCGACUAGGGCUCGAUCUUGUGGCUUCUUCAGCAGCAUUGCCACCAUUUGGUGCUGUUUAUCAGAUGGACCAGGUUAUUAGUGAAUCAUGCAAGAUGUUUAAUAUGGAUGAUGGCAAGCUCGUUAAAGAAGACGAGUUCAAGAAGAUGCUGAUGGAACUGCUCGGAAGUAUCAUGCUGCAAUUAGAAGGAAACCCGAUUUCAGUUUCAACAAACUCGGUUGUUCAUGAACCUCUAGCCUCUGCGUCGACACUCUUGCAGCCAUCUUCAAUGUAAUGAAACAACUUAAAACGCUUUAUGUACUACUUCCACUCAAACAUUUAGAAAUAACAUGUUACUUAAGUCUAUGUACUAAUUACAAAUGCUUCUUGUAUAAUGUUGUUUAUCAUGAGAGCCACAGGGGGUAUUGUAAAGUA